AUGACAGCAAACAAGCUAAACGACCCGCGUAUAGGGGAAGAUGUCCUCUGUUAUGGAGGGUUGAGCCGGAGACAUCUCUAUGACCAGAACUUGCGCCAUUUUCUUUGGGAUCAGGUGCUGUUGCAAACCGAGCUCCCGGAACCCAGCUAUCUCGAUUGGAUUAGCGGCACCUACACCACCACCGUUCCGGUCUUGCGAAAUGAACCGGAAAGCCAGUAUUUUAGCAAUCGCGAGAUAUUGAUCCCCGUCACUCUCCGCCUCGACUUCUCCGCGGAUACAGAACAGAUGGUGCGGUGGACCAUCGACGCGCGCCCCUCCAAGAUGAAAUACCCCUCAAAGGAGCGCCUCCUUAACCUCGCAUACCCGGGUCUCCAUACCGGAUGCUCCAAGGUUAAGGAUCUCGGGUCAUUUGACUCGAUCUGCGAAGUAACCUGGGAGACACCAAUGUUCUCUCCAUACAUCCGCAUUGAAACUGCCAAUCGCAGCGGCCAGCGUGAGGCUGUACAGCCUGUCGUAAUGGAGUGCUGA
This is a messenger RNA of Lasiosphaeria miniovina, 528 nucleotides long. RefSeq lists its product as uncharacterized. The transcript is spliced from 3 exons. NCBI's taxonomy places the organism in Eukaryota, Fungi, Ascomycota, Sordariomycetes, Sordariales, Lasiosphaeriaceae. The record is from RefSeq and is a predicted model, not a curated record. The coding region runs from base 1 to 528 and encodes 175 amino acids.